AUGGCAACUGCACCUUCUUCAGCUACUACACGAAGAAUUAACAAGGAAUUGCAGGAUUUGCAACAAAACCCCAUCCAAGGUAUCCAAAUCACUCCUUCGGAAGACAACCUUUACGAGUGGACCGGCAUUAUUUCUGGACCAAAGUCUUCGUGUUACGAAGGUGGAAAGUUCCAUUUUCGUCUGACAAUUCCUACCGAAUAUCCUUUUAAACCGCCCGUGUUUUUGUUUACUACUCGUAUAUAUCAUCCUAACGUGGAUUCAGACGGGAACGUCUGUUUGUCUUCGCUGCGACCCCAAAACUUUAAGCCUAGCAUUCGGCUUCGCAGUGUGUUGGAUCAACUUUUAGGCUUGCUCGUAUUGCCUAACCCAGAAGACCCUUUGGUGCCCUCGAUUGCAAGCCAGUACACGACCGAUCCAGCGUCAUUUGCAAAAAUCGCCCGUGACUAUGUCCAACACUUUGCCAGAAAGUAG
Molecule: messenger RNA, 471 nt
Organism: Schizosaccharomyces japonicus yFS275
Lineage: Eukaryota; Fungi; Ascomycota; Schizosaccharomycetes; Schizosaccharomycetales; Schizosaccharomycetaceae
Product: ubiquitin conjugating enzyme Ubc14
Exons: 3
Coding region: 1-471 (156 amino acids)
Molecular function (GO): ligase activity; ubiquitin-like protein conjugating enzyme activity; ubiquitin conjugating enzyme activity
Source: RefSeq, a predicted model, not a curated record